AUGGCAUUGGCACCAGCGGAAUGGGUCGCUGCGGUGAGCUCAACGCUUGCUAGGCUGUGCACGUUCUGCUUCCUGCGAUGGAUACCUGGACAUCACUUUCCGCCACUCAUUCUGACCAGCGUUGCCGUGUACUUGGCCACCACUUUUACUCAGUCUCGGACCUUUGGCAGGCCUUUGACUCUGAAAGAAGCUUUUCCUCGAGUUCUGGGCAACGGCAAGCACGAGAAGGAGAAGCCGCACGAUGAGCAUGAGCCCGCCAUCUAUCAUGAUGAGAAGGAGGUCUUCAAGACCGUCGUAUGGGGGAUUCCGAAUUGGAGGGAGCCGGAGCUGAGCUAUGUCUCGAUCGGCAUUAACAUUCUCAUGGCGCUUCUCUGCUUGGACCUGGUUUUCCGAGGGCCUUUGCUCCAUCCAGUCAACAACCUGCGCUUCUCACGAGUCGGCUUCGUCGAUAAUACAUCAGCCAAGGUCGUUUUCCGCGAGCCAGACCCAGCCAACCUGCCAGUAUACGCGUACAUCAAAGGCCUCGACGAGGCAAAAUGGACUGCAACAGAUCGAAUCUACUACAUCGACUCUGAUACGGACUACACCUAUCCGUUGUCCUUCACAAACCUCCGCCCAGACACGACAUACACAUACUCCCUCUCUAAUGACCUCUCCGGCACCUUCACGACGGCCCCGGCACCCCACUCCCCUUCAGCCAACAGCCUCGUCUUCCUCACAUCCUCCUGCAUCAAAGCCAACUUCCCCUAUCGGCCCUUCUCGCACUCCCUAGCUAUCCACGGCUUCGAACACCUCUCCAAUGUCCUCCGCUCUCUCCCAUCCCCUGCCGCAUUCAUGCUCUUCCUCGGCGACUUCGUCUACAUCGACGUUCCCCUCCGCCUCUCGUCAUCCAUCGCGCACUACCGUGCCGAAUACCGCCGCGCCUACGCUUCUCCUUCUUGGAAGCUCCCGCUCGUCUCCCCCCUCCCAUGGCUACACACCCUCGACGACCACGAAAUCGCCAACGACUGGUCCAGCGGCAACGAGACCGAACCUUUCCCAGCCGCUUCAGACCCAUUCAUCCACUACCACGUUUCCGUCAAUCCUCCCACGCCGCCCACCUCCUUACUCAAUUACAACCCGCCUUCCGGCGAAAACACAACCUACUUUCAAUUCACCCGCGGUCCCGCCCAAUUUUUCAUGCUCGACACCCGCCGAUACCGCACCGACCCGGAACCAAACAUUUCUAGCGGAAGUCACAGUUCUCCAGGAACAAACCCACCCCCUUCGCCGGACGCACACUCGAUGCUCGGACCAGAGCAGCUGGCUUCGCUGCUGGCUUUCAUCUCGUCCACGCCUCCAGCAGGAGUGCACUGGAAGAUCAUCGCCUCCAGCGUCCCCUUCACAAAAAACUGGCGCUUCGGCACAAGCGACACAUGGGGCGGCUUCCCCACCGAACGCGCCCUCAUCCUACGCGCCAUGCACUCCGCCGAGCGCUCCCUACCCAUCCGCGUAGUCAUCCUCUCCGGAGACCGCCACGAAUUCGCAGCUAUCCGCUUCCCACCACCCGUCGCCACCGAGGAAGUCGUCGUCGACACCGGCGCAGACCUCACAGGCGACGAAGGUGUGGAGCUGAAGAAGGAAGAAGUGCUGUACAGCGCCGCGCCGCAAGCGGGACCACAUGAGUUCAGUGUUGGGCCGCUGAGUAUGUUUUAUUUGCCGUUCAGGACGUUCAGGCAGGUAGAUGGGGAGGAUGUUGCGAUUAGGUAUGUGCCGGAUGGGAAUAGUAAGGUUGGGGUUGUGGAUAUUCAGAACUUGGGGGCUGGUCCUGGGAGUAGAGGGAGGGCUGCUCAUGGGGAUGAUAAUGGGAGUCAGCAGCGGAGUAUGCUGAAGUAUACGCUGUGGGUCGAUGGGGAGGUGAGUUGGGAGUACGUGCUUACGAGUCCGUCGCCGCAUUAUAGGGGAAAGGGGCUAUUGGGCCGUGGUGGGUUUGGGCUGUGGUAG
This is a messenger RNA of Cyphellophora attinorum, 1983 nucleotides long. Its product is annotated as Alkaline phosphatase D. The record is from RefSeq and is a predicted model, not a curated record. The transcript is spliced from 2 exons. Lineage: Eukaryota; Fungi; Ascomycota; Eurotiomycetes; Chaetothyriales; Cyphellophoraceae. Bases 1 to 1983 code for a protein of 660 amino acids.